This is a messenger RNA of Gopherus evgoodei (Goodes thornscrub tortoise), 15934 nucleotides long. It is a transcript of the gene TMEM161B, whose product is annotated as transmembrane protein 161B. Lineage: Eukaryota; Metazoa; Chordata; Testudines; Testudinidae. The record is from RefSeq and is a predicted model, not a curated record. Bases 4749 to 6212 code for a protein of 487 amino acids. The transcript has 12 exons.
AGUUUGUAGCAAAGUUCCUCCAGAGGAACGAAGCAGGACUGAAGACAAAAUGGAGGAGUUUUCAGGUCCUUUUAUAGCUUUCGCCACGUGGAAGGCAUCUCAUUGUUAUUACUGUGGAAAAUUACAGCAACAAGAUAGAGUUUGGAGUCAUAUGGGCAAGUCACAUGUUCAUGGCCAAUUUCCUUCAGUCAUUGCCAGAGUCGGCUCCAGGUCUUUUGCUGCCCCAAGCGAAAAAAAGCGAGGGGGCACGGAGUGCUGCACUUGAAAAGUGCUGUCCCCAAUGAGCCGGAAUGCUGCCCCUUGAAAAAAGGGCCAUCCCAAGCUUGGAAUGCUGGUGCUUAGAGCCAGCCCUGGUCAUUGCAGGAAGCCAUUACCUACACUCCAGACAGCAUGUUUACAGAACAGUCCACUCAGUGUAGAUGGGCAUCUCAGACAGUCUGUCAUCAACCAAGUGUUUCUUGAUGAAUCACUUAAUUUGAAUAGUCCCUCCAAUAUGUGCUGGCUAGCUACCCCAGCAGCCAACAUUUGAAAUCCAGCUAUAGAGUCAAUAUUUACUAUUAAAAAUACAAAAAUGAUACAUGCAUACAGAUAGCAUAAUCACCACCAGCAAAUCAUAACUUUUUCAUAGACACCGCAUUUGACAACCUUUAUACAAAAUUUGCUGCAAAUAUAUAACAGUGGUUGCAAUAAUGAUCUAUAUGGUCAUAUUUUAAUCAGAUAAUGUCACACCAUGUUAUGUCAUGGUUUUGUUAUGUCAUAGGCUUGCUAGGUCAAAUUGGAUCAUAGUACAUGAUAAGGUUCCUUUGAGGCCUAGUUCUAGGUUGGAACAGUCCCACUGGAAUACAGUUGUGUCCUAGACAUAUUAUUCAAGGUUUGUUUUUUCCUGUGUAGACCAGAAAAGAAGACCUAGAGGAAUAAGUUUAACACUAUGGAAGAAACAGAACUGACGGAAGUGAAAGAAGAGGCUGAGAAGUAAGAAUGGAUCUGAGCCACCACAGAAAACCUUAGGAUUUUUUGUGAUAUGUAGUCAUACUCCGCAAAACUAAGGACUCGUUAUUGUUUGAAAUGGAUAAUAGGAACAUAGAAAUUCCCAUACAGGAUCAGGUGUGAUUUAUGUAAUUUGGUAUCUAGUUUCCAGUAAUGAUUGAUACCAGAUGUUUCAGAAAAAAGUGAAAGAUAAGUGACCUUAAAGGAUGUUAUUUCCUAAUCCUAGGCACUUAGGGCUUGUCUACCCUAGCAUGAUUCUGACAAUUUCCCAGUGAGACAACUCUACAGGUUUUAGAGAAAACACUAGUAUAGACAGAACAUAGGUGCUUUUUCCAAUGUAAUUUAAUACUCCAUGGCACAAUCUUCCUGAGCUCACUUGCAAAGUCCCUAUUCAGUCCAUAUUUAAGUCCCUCUUAAAGACAACUUCCACGUGGUGCUUACAUUGACUAUAGUCAAAUUGUGUGUCUGUGUGUUGCCUGUUGUUCUACAUCCUUUAAUCACCAUUAAUUGAAAUACAAAUAUUUUAGAAGGAAUAUAAAUCCUCAUGUUUUAGAGUAUAAACCAACCUCUAAGACAUUUUUAGUUUUGUCUAAUGUAACUAUGCAUGGUCUCAUUAUCAAUGCCUACUCUUUUCUUAAAUCAUCACAAGCUCUUACCAGCGAGAUCUUGUGGCAGAGAGUUCCAUAAAUUAAUUAUGCAUUUUGUUAAAAAAUACUUUAGCAGUUUCAAAUUUGUUGCUUUUCAAUUUAAUGCUUUUUAUAUUGUGAAUGAGAUUUGUAUCUUUUCAGUUAGUGCAUACCUUUUGUAUUUUGGUAAUUUGAGGUCUUUUUCCUCCUCCCUUUUUUGAUUAAUGCUUUGAGUUAAAUUAUUUUAAAAUGUCACAACCUGUCAGUGUCACUGUCAGUGGUUUUACCAUUUUAAGUCUGUUGCAAUGCAUAAUUUAAGUAACUUUUAACAAAUUUGUUAUCCAAAAGUUACUAACAUAAUUUAAAUAUGCCAGAACCAUUUGAAUGACGUUCCAAUGAAAUCUUUUCAUAAUGUUGAGUUUGGGUUUUUUUGGUUGGUGUGUGUUUUAAAAAAAAAAAUUGAGAAUGUCUGUUUGACUCUCGAUGAUGAUUGCUAGAAUGUCACUACAUUUUUUGAUAUAUGCGAGAAUUUGAGUUUUUGAAAUAUCUUGCUGUUGUUCCCCACUUUUGGGAUUCUCUGCAAGCAAUUUACGUUAGUUUUUAUACAGACAGAUGUACAUAAACAGAAGAUGUUUUCUUUAAAGACACCAUUCAUGCAGAAUUCACAUUCUUGAUUCACAGCUUCAAGAGUGGGAAUCCCAUGUCAUGGAAUCAAAGAAGCAGGAUGAGAGGUAAUUAUUUCCCCCUUAUUUCAAUUACAGUUUGUCAAAAUGGGUGUGCUCUCCUGGGAAGGGUUUCUUGGAGCCAGGUGUUGGUGUGAAGGCAUGUUCUGUUGGGACAGCACAGAAGCAAAGGGAGCACACAUCAAUCUGGUUGGCUAAGCUGAGUGAACAAGAACAAAGUGAACCCAUGCUGUCUUCUAGGGCUGGUUUAAGAUAGAAGUGAGGUUGGUGCAUGUAGGCUGCCUCCAGGGCAGAUAGCAGAGUGCAUGUAGUCUCUUGUGUGUGUAGGGGUGGGAUGAGGAAACUCCAGGAUACAAUACAAUAGGCACAUGUUCUCUUUCUCAGGUAUGUGUGGGAAGCUUUCAGGCUGGGUGGUGCUGGUGGUGAACUUGAAUGCCAUCUUGGUGCAGCUAUUUCCAGACAAGAGGGUGGUGGCCAUGAACACUUUGUAUUGGGAAUAUGUGGAAGAGGCUACUUCCAGGCCAAGGAGUGAGCUGCCUUGUAUGUGUGUCAAGGUGACAUUUCCAGAUCAGGUGGUGGUAGGCACACUUGCUUGUGUGUGUGGGAGGGGGUCUAGUAGUAGGCAUCUCAUGCACUCUUAUGUCUGGGUAAUAGGGUUGUUUCCAGACUGAAACGUGGUUGGUGAGUUCAUUCUCUCAUGUGCACUAUACAACUGCUUCCAGACUGAAUGGCAGAUGGUGCAUGUUCUCGUGUGUGUGAGAUAGGCCUGCUUCCAGGCUGGAUGAGUGUGAGAGGCUAAAGCUCUCAUAGUUCUGUUGAGGAAAGAUAUUAUAUACUAACACCAAUUUCCAACCAUCACAAAAUAUUCUGCUCCCAAAACCACUCUUUCCAGUCAACAGGUGUAAAAACUCCCUGUUCUGAAGCAUCACCUGCAAUGACCACCAAGAGGAUUGUCCUAAUACAGGGUGGCUGAGAAGAUCACACAUCCUCACAGGAGUGGGCGCUUGUGGUGCGUAGAUGGACUUCAAGACGAGGGGCAUGGAUUCUUGGGGGCCACAAAUAGAAGUGGGUACAUGCCAGGGAGACGAUGAACGUGACCCUAGCAGCUGUGAAGGCGAUCGUGCUGACGGCCAGAAUUAGCAGGUGCUGUGGUGAUGGGCAUGAUGCUGGAUCACCCCAGAUUAGCACGUUCCCAUGCCGGAGCAGAUCGCUACAGAGGUGCAAGGGGAAUGUGGCGUGGUUAGGCCUGCGCGUCCCUCUGGGGCUGGCGUGGAGAGCAGACCGGUUGGUUGGGAGGGCGGCCACAAGCGUGACGUAAAGACAGGGCGGCGCCCCAGGGGUGUUGUAGCGGCGUUCCCGGCUCCCUGGGAACAACAUGCAGCUGCCUCCCCGAGCAGGGCUCACAGGCUGCCACAAGCGGAGGGCUGCAGCCGCAAGAGCCGGCGUGAGGCAGGGAGGAGCCGCGGGGUCCAGCAGUUGCAGGUCCCCGCCGCAGCGGACCCGAAGCCCGCCCCAGAGGGGCCGCGCAAGCGCUUCUCUCAUCCAACACCAUCCACACCACUUCCGGGUUCAGCGGCGCUCACAAGAUGUCUGCUGCUCUUAGCGCGCUUGCUCAAGGGAAAGGCCGCCAGGAGUCACGGCGGCGCAAGCGCACGAGGCAUCUUUCUUCCCCCACCCACCCCGUUCUGCGAGUCGCGGUUUGUUUGUACCAGCGACCGCAGUGCGUCAGGCUCAGCAGCCCCUGUCUCGGUCACGACCCUCCCCCCGGAGAACGAUCCGAGCAGGCGGCCCAGGCUCCGCCCCCUACACCUCCUCUCCCGAUCUGGCCUCCCAGGGCCGCCGGCCCCUCUUAGCCACCUGCGCUCACUCCCCAGCCCGUCCCUCGCAGGGCCCGCCGGCCAGGGGUGGGAGGGUAGCGGCGUAGAAGGGGUUGGGAACUCAGGUGGGCGCCCUAGAUCAUUUUGUCCCUCCCGGCAUGGGACAAAAGGUCUCUGGUGGUGACCUUCCGUGUCACGUGAAUGGGGUCCUGCUGCCGCCGCCCCGAGCAUUCUGCGGUAUAGGCUGCCCCGGUCUCGCCUGACGGAAAGAAGCUGGCAGAGAUACUGUUGUUACCCUGGGCAGGCGGCUGUCCUGCCUGCCUGCGUGUUGUUAGCCGCCCGGCGAGGCGAGAGAGUCAGUGGAUCUGGUGCGGGCUGCAGUGCGGGCUCCAGUUUGUGCAGGCAAUUGUCUUAGCUGCUCUAAAGGUCCUUGGGAGGUGGGGUCCUGCCGUGACCUUUGUGAGGUGUGAGCCGGGCAGAAGCCGGUGCCCGCCGAGGUUCCUCGCUUAACGCGCGCCGAUCCCCCCCCCCCCCCCCCCCUUUCGGCCGCUGCCUGUGCGGGGCACGCGCGGAUUUAUGUGCUGGGAGCUGGGAGAGGCCGGGCGGCUGGAGUGGCAGCAGGAGGCGGCAGCAACAUGGGUGUGAUAGGUGUACAGCUUGUGGUUACCAUGGUGAUGGCUAGUGUCAUUCAGAAGAUCAUACCUCACUAUUCUCUAGCUCGUUGGCUUCUCUGUAGUGGCAGUUUACGAUGGUAUCAACAUCCCACUGAAGAAGAAUUACGAAUUCUUGCAGGGAAGCAACAAAGGGGGAGAAGCAAAAAAGAUAGAAAAUAUAACGGUCAUAUUGAAAAUAAACCCCUAACCAUUCCUAAGGAUAUUGAUCUUCAUCUGGAAACGAAGUCAAUUACUGAAGUGGACACUUUAGCAUUGCAUUAUUUUCCUGAAUAUCAGUGGUUGGUGGAUUUCACAGUUUCAGCUACAGUGGUGUACUUGGUAACUGAAGCCUACUACAGUUUGAUGAAGCCCUCGCAGGAAAUGAAUAUUAGCAUAGUCUGGUGUCUGCUUGUUUUGGCUUUUGCCAUCAAGAUACUGUUCUCAUUGACCACUCACUACUUCAAAGUAGAAGAUGGAGGUGAAAGAUCUGUCUGUGUCACCUUUGGCUUUUUUUUCUUUGUCAAAGCCAUGGCAAUCCUUAUUGUUACUGAAAAUUAUCUAGAAUUUGGACUUGAAUCAGGGUUUUCAAAUUUUUCAGAAAGUGCUGUGCAGUUUCUUGAAAAGCAAGGUUUGGAAUCCCAGGGUCCCGUGUCUAAACUAACUUUCAAACUGUUCCUGGCUGUUCUUUGUUCACUUAUUGGUGCUUUUUUGACAUUCCCUGGCUUACGACUGGCUCAAAUGCAUCUGGAUGCUCUGAAUUUAGCAACAGGAAAAAUAACACAAACAUUGCUGCAUAUAAACUUCUUGGCACCGUUACUUAUGGUCUUAUUGUGGGUAAAACCAAUCACCAAGGACUACAUUAUGAACCCACCUCUGGGCAAAGAGAGCAUACCUUUAAUGUCAGAAGCAACAUUUGAUACGGUACGACUGUGGAUAGUUAUCCUAUUGUGCGCUUUACGGUUGGCCAUGAUGCGCAAAAACCUGCAAGCCUACCUUAAUUUAGCACAGAAAUGUGUGGAUCAGAUGAAAAAGGAGGCUGGCAGAAUAAGUAUGGUUGAUCUGCAGAAAAUGGUGGCCCGAGUAUUUUAUUACCUUUGUGUAAUUGCACUGCAGUAUGUGGCACCUUUGGUAAUGCUGCUUCAUACAACUCUGCUUUUGAAAACAUUAGGUAAUUAUUCUUGGGGCAUCUAUCCAGAAUCUAGCUCUGACUUUCCAGUGGAGAACAAUCCACUCCCCAAUUCAGUUUAUUCUGAGUCUCCACCUGCUGAUGGGAAGAUGGAGGUAACUGUAGUACAAAUAACAAUGGCAUUGGGCAGCCUAAAGAACAUUUUCACUCCUCUUCUGUUCCGAGGACUCCUGUCUUUUCUCACCUGGUGGAUUGCUGCUUGUCUCUUCUUCACAAGCCUUUUUGGGCUUUUCUAUCACCAGUAUCUGACUGUGGCAUGAAUAAUCAGCUCACAAAGGAAAUAUCUGAAGUUAACUUCUCAGUUCAAACCCAUGUACCCCAGAGGGGCUGAAGAAAAAAUGGAAGAAUGCAUACGUGAAGAAAAAACACAUAUCAGAUUUUAUUCUUAAAUGCUUCCUCUGUAUUCUCAGGGUGAAUAUUGUUGCUUCAAAUCACAAGUGGGUUUAACUUUUGUUACCAAAUGGUAGGUAGGUAGGUAACUGCUGAAUUAUGGUAUUGGAACUGUGACUAACCUUCUUGUGUGGCUGGUAUUGGAGGGCUAAUUAAAAGGGUAGCGCCUGUGAGUACCUUGCUUUCCAUUAAUAGUAAGCUGCCCUGAAAACUUUGUAUAUUACUUCAGUCGUUGACUGAUGACUCUUAGUGGUAUUGAGGUACAGGUAACACUAACGGUGGCUGUCUAGUUAAACAUCUUGAAACUGAGCCAUACAAUGGGGAGAGAAUAAUUUCUGUUGGAACGAUAUUGAUCACUUUUCUGUGUGAAAAGCAAAAAAAUCCAACAGGACAGAAGAAAUACUGUAUAUUACAGUAAAGAAGGCUAUGUAAUAUUUGAAUUUAGGGUAGGAACAAAUGCAUGGACUCAGCAAAUAUUGCUGCCUAAGAAGUGCAGGAAUGCUCAUGCUCUAAGAAGAAUAUUAGAAAAAUAUAUAUUGUCUCAAUCCCUGCAGUCAUUUUAAAGUAAUGGCCAUAUAAACCCUCACAAGUACAGUAUUGGUGCUACUAUUGAUCCACAAAUUCCAUUUGGGUCUUUAAAAUUUAAUUUUUCCAGAUAAUAGAUAAAUUACAUUCAAUUCACAAAAUAAAAGGAAUAGAUUAUCAACACUGAUCAAACUGUUAAAAAAGGAUACCUAUAAUCCUGCUGAGUGUGCAUGUAUCUGUAAGUGUGUGUAUAUAUAUAUAAAUAUAUAUUAUAUAUUAGAUAUAUAAUAUAUAUGGAGUCUAUAAAAAUAAAUAUUGAAUCUUUAAGUUGCUGAAUGUAAGUUACAGGGCAGUGGGAUAGGGACAUAUAUGUACCUAAUGAGUUCAAGAUCUCUUUUUGAAUGAAAAUUAAAUUUUUUUUGAAAGUUCAGCUGAAAGGGCUAUUCAUUUUUGGUGCCUCUACAAAGGUACUUAACUUUAAUAAAGAACCUUUGCAAUUUUGUUGAAAGAGAUUCACCCAGAAGUUAUUACUCUUAUCUUUUCUGCUCUCUGUGAUCUUCAUUUGUUAGUCUAAUGUGAGGUUAUCCUGCUGAUGUAGAAGUAUUGAACAUCUUUUAGUCUCAGAAAUGUAUUUUCUGUACCUUAAUUUUAAAAUGUAUAGUAAGGAGGAGAAAAGUAAGAAUUUGACAAGUUUUGUUUAGUUUGAAUGACAGAUCCUAAGUUGAAUACUUUGAGAACAAAUUAGAAUGACUUUUUUUUUUUUCAGUUGUUGUUUUCUGUAUACUGUAAUCAGAAAUGCAGGAUUGGGAAUUUAUUUUUUAAAAGUAUUUUACUUUAAAAAAAAAGUGUACUGCAAAAAGAUGUGGUUUUGUAUGAGGAAGUAAUAUUAGCCAGACAUAGAAAAUAUGGGUAACGCUUUUGAGUUUCUUUGAAUUAUUUGUGUAAAGCUCGGAAUAUAGUAAACAGAAAUGAAAAGACUGUUAAAAAAUGCUUAAUUUAAAUGUUGUAAAUCUGUGGUAUGAGAAAACAAAGCUUCAAAGAAUACUGAAAAUUAAGGAUUUGAGAUAGUUAUCAAUUCCUGUCUCUCCAUCAAAUGGCUUUGAAAGCAUUCAAAAAUAUUUUAGCUCAUUUGCUGUUACCUUAAUAAGUUUUAUAUACCGCCACCUCUCACCUGCAUCCCCCGCUGUGCGCACACUCCCUCUUAAAUAUCCUGAAAAACCUCUUAAGAUCCUGCCAAUUACUGUAGGAGUAUAGUACUUUAUAACUAACAGUGCUGUAAACUUCACUUAUACCCUAAUUUUUAAAAGUGACAGUGGCAUCCACUACCUGAAUGGCCUAAAGAAUAUUUGACUUCAUAAUUUCAAUACUUGCAACAUUCCUAUGAGAAAUGCCCUUUCAGAUUGAUUGACAGGUCCAGCAAUACUGGACAGUCCCAUUUGUGGGUGAGUGUUGUAUAUGAUUAGCAAUGGAAAGAAUAAGGUAGCCUUUAAGUGGUUACAAUUAGAUUUCCUAAGUUACUGCUUAGGGCCAAAUUCACAGUCCGUUUUGGUCAAUUUCAGAGUCAUAGGAUUUUAAAAAUCGUAAAUUUCAUGGUUUCAAAGUUUAAAUCUGAAAUUUCAUGAUGUUGUAAUUGUAGGGGUCCUGACUCAUGAAGGAGUUGUGGGGCGGGGUUGUAGUACUGUUACCCUUCUGCGCUGCUACUGGCAGUGGCACCGCUUUCAGAGCUGGGCAGUUGGAGACUGGUGGCUGCUAGCUAGGAGCCCAGCUCUGAAGGCAGAGCCGCUGCCAGCAGUAGUGCAGAAGUAAGGAUGGUAUUGCCACCUUUUACUUUUGUGCUGCUGCUGGCAGUGCACUGCUUUCAGAAUUGGGUGUCUGGCUAAUAGCUGCUGCCCAGAUCUGAAGGCAGCGCAGAAGUAAGGGUGGCAAUACCACAACUCUCCUAAAAUAACCUUGUGCCUCCCCGCAACUCCCUUUUGGGUCCGGACCCCAUUUGAGAAAUGCUGGUCUCCCCUGUGAAAUGUGUACAGUAUAGGGUAUAAGCGUACAAAAGACCAGAUUUCAUGGUCUGUGAUGCAUUUUUCAUGGCCGUGAAUUUGGUAGGGUCCUGUUAAUGCUCCCUUUAGGGGGGAAAAGUCUCUUAGUGUUGUUUCAUUCUGACUGCAGACUCAGCUUGCGAAGUUGAAUCAAUCUGUUUAAGAAGCUUAUCGUUGCAACUUGAAGAGUAGCAAUGAAAUUUAGAUUCUUGAAGGAUAAUUAAUCGAUGAGAAGACCUGCAUUUCUGUACAUGAAUAGAAUUUCCAUCCCCAUAGAUUUGUUGCCACCACUCCUAACUGAAAAUUAAGUGAUUGUAUAAGACUUUUUUUUAUAAAAAGAUGUGUGUGUCUUAUAUGACAAUUAUUAAUAUGGUUGGGCUUUAUAGAGCUGUUAACAAGUGUCAGAUGUCUUACUCUUCAGAAAUAACACUGAUCAAACUGAUACACAUGGAGAACUGACAUUGAUACAUCAAGAAACAGCUUGAUUAUCUUUCUAUCUUUGUUCUGAUUACCAUUUCUAGCCAUUGCCUCUUGAAUGUUGCAUCCAGCUCUGUGGUUCUGCAGGUUGCAGGUUGCAACCCUUCAGUGACUUUCAUUGAUUUAGAAUCUAGAGGACUUCUUGUACAAAACCUAUGUAGGUCAGAAAAUCUUUCUGACGUAGGGGAAGUGGAGAAAAGUGGUUUUUUUAAGGAAAAAAAACAUUAUAGUGAUGAGUAUGGUAUAAAACACAUCUGUUGACUUAUAGCUGAAUGGCACCUUCAUGAGCAAAUGAAUAACCCGUCUUGUGCUUCAUCUUAAGUGAUUUGUAGUUAUCUUUUACCCUCGUGUAUCUGUCUGCCAUUCUCAUCAGUAACCUGCAAAGAAAAAGUAGGUUUGUGCUUUUUUUUUUUUGUAGUUGUUGCAUCUUUAUUAUGUAUACAGAAGGCUUAUCAGGUAUGUACUUUUGGCAGGCGUUCUCCUUUUUUACAUUACAAAAAUAAGGUUUUCUUAGUUUCUUUUGGAGGAUUAUAUGGACAGCUGCAGAAAACUAAUGGGUUUCAGAAAUAUAAAGCAAGUGAAACCUGACUGGGAAAGCAGUUUUUAGUCAGGCUGCUUAAAAUGUUGUGUGGCCUUCUUCAUGAAUUAUCUCUUUCUGAGAAAAAGAACUGGGAGAUAAGAUGUCUUUAGUAAAGAUUCAACAGCCCUGUCCAUUCCGUUAAGAAGAUGUGGCUUGUGAGCCUAAGGCCUUGACUAAAGAGUGUGAUUUUUAAACCUACUAGUUGACCUAAAUUGGAGUUUGUGUUUUAACUGAAUUUGAGUGGCUUAUUUCAGUUUAACUUGAUCUGUGUAUUUUUAACAAAUUUAAACUAAACUGAAAUAAGAAUAGCAAACCAUGAACUUGCAUCAGUUUAACUAAACUGGUUUAAAAUAACAUCUUUUUAAUUAAAUCAGUAGGAAUCUGUGUCUAGACCAGGCUUGAGACCUCUGAGUUGUCAUCAAAAAGUAGGGAAGACCAGCCAUGAAUUCCUGAUAGAAACUAUUUUUAAGCUUACAAAUGUUUUUUAUACAUCAUAGGAAAGGAGAAAAGGUCAUAAACCAGUAUUUUUCACUUUGCAGGGCACCUUGGAGUGCCUUUUGGGCUGUACUAUCAGCAUGUAGAUACUUCAGUAAUUAUAGAGGUCUUCAGGAUUUCCCAGCUGCCUAAAAGUUUGCAGUUGUUUGCAACCACAAAUUCUGUAUCAUUUUUUUUAAACCUCUUUCUUACAUGAGAAUCAACCAGUACAACAAAGGAAAAAGGCAUGUGGUAUCCGAGAGAGAGAACGACAAGCAUUAUAUGGAAGAAGAGCUGCCUUGGAGGAUUCAUUGCUCAAACCCGGUGUUACAUAACAUCUAUUCUUUAUUCUAAGGAGAUGGCGAACUUGUGAACAGGGAGCCACUUAUGUUCUAAUUGUAAAGUCAAACUUACCUAGAAGCAAGCACUGUGACAUGAAGAUACGUUAGAGGUCUAAACCACAACACUCAACUUCUGAGCAUAUAAUAUGGUUAUUGUAUUCAGAAAAUCCCAGCUAAUCUCAUCCAAACAGCUCUUUGUCUUUGUCAGCCACCUCUGGGUGCAGAAUUCACCACUGUUAAUUGAUGUCUUAGGUUUAAUAUUUUUAUAAGUAAACUUAUCUGACCAUGAAAAUUGUUUGUCCUCAUAGAUACAAUAUUGUGAAGUUAGUGAUGCUGUAAAAUGGAAGAUUUUAUACUUUUUAUUCUCAAAGACCUUAGUGUUACACUUUUCCUUUUUAAGUCUUAGCUUGCUUUCCAUAGAGGAACUUUGUGUUAUGUCAGCCAAAUAGCCCCCAAAUUUACUACUACACAUAGCCUAUUGCCAUUGGUUUUUUCCUCCACAAAGCUAUUAAACAUUUUACUCGAGCUUGAAGAACAAUGUCCACAAUAAAAAUAGAAAUCAUGAAUGAAAAUACUCAGGCAAAAGGAGCUGAAGUGUUCUAUAUUAAGGAAAUGUUCCUAGGUCAGAGCGGGAUCUUAAUAAAAGAAAGACAGCAGAUUACUAGUGUUCUAAAUGGUAAAGUGAACAUUUACUGUAAAAUAACAAAUAGGUAAGACUGUUGUUUUAAUCUACAGCUUAAAUCCCCAAAAUAAGUAUUAAGGGCAAAAUCUUGGCCUCUCUGAUAAAGACUUACUCUGGAGAGUACAAGUGUUACAGAAAUAUUAGAUACACUGUCUUGUUGUUGGUCAAGAUGGCUCAGGGCAGCCAGUCAUGCUGUACAGUGACAUGCAUGUUACUUCUCCUUUGAAAAGCAUCAGCAUGCUCGCCAGUAGUGGCAACAUUGUGGUGCGGUACCUAGUCAUCAUUCCCAGCAUGAGGUUAGAAUGACCACCUGCUGCUGUGGGGAGGGGUGGAUGGGAAAAGCUCCCUCAGGGUCUUACUCACUUGCAUACCCACAUUGCACCAAUCAGGAUUUAGUCUAAGGCUUCCUUACUGCAGUCUGCUUAACAUUUUUUACAAGGAAGUUUGUUUCACUUUUCCACAAAGUGUGUAACUUUUCAGGCUAUUUGCUGAAGCCAGAGAAAAGUAAACCACAGCCCAAGUCCUUUUGGAAUCUCCCAUUAUUGGUGUCAGGAGAAUAAUGAUGUACCGGUCACUGUUUUGAGAACCAGUAUAUAUGUAUUUUAUAUCUUUUGUUGUAACAGUGUUUUAAUGCAAAUUAAAUUUUUUUGUAAUGCUGAUGCCAUGGAACAUGUCUUCCUGUUUAUUCAUGUCAGUGCCUCCAGUUAGAUCAGAUGUUUCUACAUGUUGAUGCUUUUUUAAACUUGAAGCCCAGAUUGAAUUUGUAACAAGUAUAUGCUUAAUAAGCAUAAAUAUAUACUUAAUAAGUAUAUAACUUAAUAUAUAUUAAGUAUAAUUUAUAAGAAGUACAAGCUUGUUUUCAGUCUGUAAAUACAAACAGUUCCUUCGGUUAAGAUUCCCAUUAUUCAAAAUCAAGGAACGGAAGAAGUUGAGAUCCGCAAUCUCUGUUAACACAGUAUGUUCAUGACUUUUGUACGCUCCUAGGUGAAUUCUGCGCUAAAAAAUUAAAAAUUCUGUGCAGAAUAUUUUAAAUUCCUCAUAUUUUGUAAAAAAUAAUGCCAUAUAACCAUUGCCAGUUUCAAUUAUUUUGGUAAUUUAUUUAAACUACAAUACAAUGCAUGGAGCAUGGGAGUGGGGAGUUCUGGAGGAAAUCCCCAAAUUCUCUUGUCUGAUUGUAAUGUAGCUAUUUGACCCUUUAUUUCUAGUUAUUAGUCAACAAAUAUAUGCAUCCAUAUGCUCAAUAUCAUCAUAGGCAACUGAAGGGCAAGGUAAAACUGUAAAACUGGGAGGUCAAACUGUCAAUUUUAUAUUUGCUAUUGACCAUUUCCAGAAAGGCUGACAGUAAACAGUUCUUGGAGCACAUUUUGAUAGGAAAAUUUUUCAGUCCAAAAAUUUAGACCAGUUCUAAUCACUAAAGCACUAUAAGCAUUGAUAAGGUCACUGUCAUUUAUAAUAAGACUCUUUGAAACCAUUCUGGCAAUGUAAAGGAGCCUUAAAACUUUUAUGCCUGUCUUAUCCUCCCAGGGGGAAUUCACUAAGAAUGGGAACAGUUCACUAACAACUAUGGGAACAACUUAGCCAGCAGGCUGCUACAUUCUGCUCUGCCUGAAGGGACAGAGUCUACCUCACACAUACCUCCAAAUCCCCAGAAGCCCUAACCCUCCACAUGGGAUUCACCACAAUAGGGAGUGAGAGGGACAGAGUCUCUUUUGCUUGCAUGUCUGCACACCCAGCCCCUCUUCUUCUCUCCCCCCUCCCCCCUGCAGUGACUUACGUCUCCACUGGCUGCUCUAGGCACUCAAGCCAAUGUGCCCAGGCUGCCUGAGAGGGAUGUGUGACUGCUCUUGCAGCUUCCCUUUGUUUCCCUGUAAAAAGUCAUUUUUCUGCAGGAAAGCAAAACAUUUUUGUAGGGGAUGUGAAUUGUACAUGUGCACAGUGAUGCAGAAUUCCCCCAGGAGCACAAGUAGUAAACCACUGUAGCAUUUAAAGAAGCAUAUUUUUGAAUAAUCUUACUGGUUGUCCAUUUGCAAUUACUUUGUGUGAUAGUUUUGCUGUAUUUUUUAAACUUGAUUUAUGUUUUAUGCUUAUAAAAUGCUAUUCCCUAAUUUUCAGUAUUCUUUGUAACUUUGUUUACCUAUUAUGUCUUGUUGUCCUAUGUAUUUCAAAAGCAGAUGGGUAUUUACAAUAUUUUUCAUAAAAGAUAAAACAAAAGUGUACCAAAAAUUCCAUUUUGUAAAUCUGAUUCUUACAUGUGUAAACAUGGUGUGCCGACAAAAACUUUAUUUCUCCUGUUUCUGGUUUUCCUAUCUUAAAUCGUGCCCAUAUUCCACUUUAGUUAUCUUGCAUUGUUAACUAUCUUGCAUAAUUUGAGUAGAUAAACAUUUUCAAGAACAAGAGUGGGAAAACAUCUGUGGCAGAAAUAGGGGGGGAAAACCUGCUUUUAUCCUAGUGUAUCAUUCCCUUUUAAGUAUAAGCAAAUAUUGUACUUAAAAAUACUAUUAAGUUGUUUAGACCCAGAAUUUCACUCAAGUUAAAAUUCUUGUAAACUGUAAAUUAUUGCAAACUGUACAUGUCUCCAGACUGUAAAUAUUUUUAAAUCUAUCAUUGUUACUGGGAACUUUAAAAUUAAUGUUAUGUAUAACCUCACACUUGUUGCUACUGAGAUUGCUUUUGUUAGUAAUGGGUACAUAGAUCAACACAUUCUGUUCUUAGAACUAUGCUGGCAUAGUAACAGAUUGUGAACAAGAGAUGAAAAAUCUGUAUUUGCCAAUGGAAAAGGUCAAAUCUCACGGGAAACUUCCAAGCCUCUUUUUCUAGAUUAGGGUAGAUUUUCAAAAAUUUCCCACUUACACUUUCAGUUCCACCAUCUUGGCAAGAUUGAGCACCUUCAUUUGAUUGUCUACAGUUAUCACUGUUUUAAAACACUAUAUUGAUUAGACCUGCUAUGAGCAAAGUUGCAUGACGUCGUGCUUUAAAAUCAGGCACACCUUCUAGGGUGUACUGCAGAGGCCUUCCAAAAGUUGCUAGCAUAGUGGAACCCAACUGGUAUUGGCAAAGCCACAUCAUUUUUUAAAAAAAUUAAAACAGCGGAUGAGGGUACAAUAUUACCAACUGCUUUUGUACAAAGAACAAACUCCAUCUUCUGUGCACAUGAGGUGUUACUAAAGUGCCUGGACCUGCACAUUCUAGAGCAGAUACUAGGAAAUGACAUGUCAAACAGACAUUUUCUAAAGUUGUGCACAGGCCUUUGUGCUUCUCUUGGUAGAUAUGCAUACCUAGAAGAGAGCCUGCAUUUUCUUAAAAGGAGAUCAGCUAGACCUUAAAAACUUGCCAUGGGAAUUUAAUUUUAACUCAUUUAUAUAUGUGUGUGUAUAUACGUGUGUAUGUAUAGAUGAUUAAUGUGGAAAAAUAAAUUCUCAUGGCUAAUAUUUUAACCAUAUAUAUCUUUGAAUUUCCAAUAAGUUGAUUUUGCUUUUAUCAUAUAAAUAUUCCAAGAAUUCUGCCUUCCCUUUACAGUAUUUGUAAGAACACCUCAGUUCCUCCUACACUUUCACACUUUUUUCAUACUUGAGAUUAAAGAAAUUACAAUUCUAUAAUGUUGGAACUGUCUGCAAUGGAAUGGUUGACUUUGAAAGAAGUUUGUAACAACUGCUUUGCUCCAGGUUUGUAGUUUACACGCCAGUCCUGCAAAGACUUGUGUAUUUAAUUUGAUCUCAAUGGGACUAUUCAUGAGUUUAAAGUUUAGCAAGUGUGGAAGUUUCUGCAUGAGUUGAGCAUUAAUGAGGUCAAAUCUAGGAUACAAAAGAGCAGAAAUUACAUGACGUAGGGGGCUGAACAUAACGGAUCCAAAACAGGAGACCAGUGUUAACUGUUGUACAGUUUUUUAAAUUUUGUAUUUUUUAAUAGCAGCCUAAUGUACUGUUGAAUGCUUUUGGUAGGACAGUGGGCUGCCAGCUUGACUUUUAACUAUUUUUUAUAAGAACUUGCACGCUUUAAAUUUUAAGAUUUAAAAAAAAUCUAUCAAACGUGAUUGGUCUGAUUCAGCAGGAAAACAAAGUGAUGAAAUAAACAUUAUUAGAUGCCUAGUCUGGAGGUAAUUAUUUUGCAUGUUACAUGUAAAGUUUGUAAAUUGAACUGUUUGCAUUGAAUUAAGUUUGUACCAAAGGAAGCACUCCUUAAAGGAAGCCUUAUAGAGCGUUGAGCUUUUAGCUCUUAAAAAUGGCUUUAGCAAUUAGUAUAUUUAAUGUAUAUAGCACACGGUUUGGGGAAAACUUGUUCCUGUAAGCUACUAUACAUUAGCUUUUUACACUGUGUGUAAGAAAUUGUUGCUUAGUGCUGCUAAUGGUUUGUCUGGAGAAUUAAAGAAGAACUUUCUGUUUUGCUUGAAAAGUGUUAGCAUGUGUCAGGCAGCAUUUUCCUAAUGUUGAUGAAAAUAGUAAUAAAGCUCGUUGAAGUUUUUGAUGUUAAUUUAAUAAAAUUC